Messenger RNA from Cannabis sativa, 994 nucleotides. Its product is annotated as protein HIGH ARSENIC CONTENT 1, mitochondrial. The record is from RefSeq and is a predicted model, not a curated record. Bases 226 to 636 code for a protein of 136 amino acids. NCBI's taxonomy places the organism in Eukaryota, Viridiplantae, Streptophyta, Magnoliopsida, Rosales, Cannabaceae. Gene Ontology annotation, molecular function: catalytic activity. The transcript is spliced from 6 exons.
AUGAAGAAGUGCUAGAGAUGAAGGUCAACUCUUGCAUUUUAAUUAAAGUACCAUUUGAUCAAUAAUUUAUACAUAAACAUAUCCAUAAUUUAUUUGAUCAACAAUAUAUAUUUAUAUUAUAUUGUAAAAUUAUUUAAUAUCCCUAGAUAAGAUAUAAAGUCAAUGAAUAUUGUAUAUUGAAGAGAAAUCGAUCUAGUACUAGCUAGCUCUGGUUUCAGGUCAUCUAUGGCAGCCGCUAAGAAUGCUCAAGAUGUUGUUACCAUCGAUGUAUAUACAGCCAAAGGUCUUCUCAGCAUAGGCCAUCAUUAUUUAGACGUCAGAACCGUUGAGGAAUUUAAUAAGAGUCAUGUUGAAGGCGCCUUGAACGUUCCUUACAUGCUCAUCACCCAAGAAGGUAAAGUAAAAAAUCCAGAAUUUCUGAGCCAAGCUUCAGCAGUUUGCAAAAAGGAUGACCAUUUAGUUGUGGGUUGCAAUAGUGGGGGCAGAUCACUUCGGGCAUGCGUAGAGUUGCUUAAUGAUGGUUAUGAGAACGUGAACAACAUGGAAGGGGGUUACUCCAAAUGGGUGGACAGUGGACUUGCAGGUGACAAACCAGGACAAGACUUAAAAACAGCAUGCAAAUUCCGCCCCGAGUAAUGAUAUGUGCACACAAAAAUCACACGCACAAGUGAUAUGUAAUUAUGUGACAAGUCAUUUUAACCGCUUAUUUUUAUAUAAGAUGAGUCCUACUUAUGAAAAGUGAUUUAAUAAGCCCCUACUCACCAAUGGUUUAUUUGCCUGAAAUUAUUUCAGGGAACUAGGAGUAAUUAGGCAAAAGUUUCUUAUGAUGUUCCAUUUUUUUUUAUUUCAACUUUGUAAUAAUUAUCAGUAUUCAGUACCCUCUGUUUUUCUACUGAAUCUGAAGGUCAUUCAUUGUAAUAUGCAUUUCCUGGAAUUCUAUAUUAUUUGGAUUUCAAAUAUAAAUAUAUGGAUUAAGCAUAGAUCUUACCCUUCC